GUGUCAUAUCAGUGAGUUUGAUUUCAGUACAAGUCUCGACCGUAAUCUGAAAAAAUCGACUGAAAAUUUAAUAGUGAAUUUCAUAAUUUUUGAAAUAAACAUCUGUUAUAGAACAUUGGAAAGCUUGUUCUCUGUUCUCUCUCCUGAACGCGAGAACAAUGCCAGAUAGUGAAUCCGGGAGAGUGGAGAGUGUGAAGGAUAGAAGAAAAAGAUUAGUAAAGCAGACAUGCCUCGUGGCCCUCGCCAGCCUCGGUCACCUGGCCAUCGGGAGCAACAUAACCUUCCCUUCCGUGGCCGUGAGUGACCUCGAACGCUGCAACACGACCAUCACGGGAGGUCAACUCGCCCUCACGGACACGGAAAAGGAUAUGAUGGGGAGUCUGGUGUCCCUGGGGUCCCUCCCGGGGGCGUGGCUGGCGGGGAUCCUCAUGGCCGUGAUUGGGCGGCGCUAUUCCAUGAUCCUCUCGGGCGUGGUCUGCUUCGCGUCGUGGGUGGGCGUGGCUCUCCUGCCCACGCCCACUUCGCUGCUCGUGGCCAGAGCCGUGGCAGGCAUCGCGAGCGGCAGCAUGUCCGUGGCAGGAAACACGUACGCGGUCGAGAUGGCGGACGUCGAGAUCCGCGGCGCCAUGGCCCUAAUCCCCACCGUCACCCUCAUGCUCGGCCAGGUGCUCACGGUGGUCGUAGGCUACGUGGCCAGGUACUACGUGGUGGCCCUGGUGUGCUCGGCGAUCCCCCUGGCCUACGUGGUGGCCAUGGUCCUGCUCCCCGAGUCCCCGGCCUUCCUCGCGGUCAAAGGACACGAGAAGCGAGCUCGGAAGACGCUGCUGAGACUGCGAGGCGAGCACGCUGAUGUCGACGCUGAGAUAGAGGUGAGCAUAGGAGGGGAGGGAGGAAUGGGGUUCCGCGAUGACGCCGGCGCCGAGGGCGGGUCCCUCUGGCGGGGACUCCUGAAGGCGGACGUGGCGAGGGCCCUGGGCGCCGUCUGCGGGCUAUUCCUCGUGCAGGCCUUCACGGGCUACUUCGUGUUCACGGUGAACGCGUCCCGCUUCUUCAAAGAGGCGGGCUCCUCCGUCGACGAGGACCUGGCGGCCAUCAUCGUCAUGGUCGUCCAGUUCCUGGUGAAGAUUAUCGCAUCGCUCCUCAUGGACCGCAUCGGCAGGAGGAUGAGCCUGUUCGUGUCCUUCGCCAUGAUGGUUCCUUUCCUCAUAGUCAUGUCGGUCUAUGUUGGGCUGACGGACUCGGACGUGAGUGGGCGGACUCUCAGGUAA
This is a messenger RNA of Penaeus vannamei (Pacific white shrimp), 1268 nucleotides long. The record is from RefSeq and is a predicted model, not a curated record. NCBI's taxonomy places the organism in Eukaryota, Metazoa, Arthropoda, Malacostraca, Decapoda, Penaeidae.